Molecule: messenger RNA, 1426 nt
Organism: Eleginops maclovinus (Patagonian blennie)
Lineage: Eukaryota; Metazoa; Chordata; Actinopteri; Perciformes; Eleginopidae
Gene: ppcs
Product: phosphopantothenoylcysteine synthetase
Exons: 4
Coding region: 120-1079 (319 amino acids)
Biological process (GO): coenzyme A biosynthetic process
Cellular component (GO): nucleus; cytoplasm
Molecular function (GO): phosphopantothenate--cysteine ligase activity
Source: RefSeq, a predicted model, not a curated record
CUAGGGGCGCUGAAGGUUUUCUUCUCUGUUUAUUAAGACCAAAGAAAUCAGCUCAGUGGUUUCAGGAAGUGCAGAAGUUGUUGUGAAGCUGGCUGACAUCAACCUCGAAAUCUGAAGUGAUGGCUAGACCCAGAGUAUCUUCCAUUGAUGGGAAGUUGGCAUCAGAAUUUGCAGUCCCCUGCCAUGUUGAUGAGGUUAAAGAGAAGAUGACCGCUUUUGCCAGUCAUCAUGCUGCAGCGGGUCGCAGAGUGGUUCUCAUCACAUCAGGAGGCACCAAAGUUCCCCUAGAAUCCCGCACCGUCCGCUUCCUGGAUAACUUCAGCAGCGGAAGGCGAGGAGCCUCUUCAGCAGAGUAUUUCAUGGACUCAGGCUACGCAGUCAUCUUCCUGCACAGGCAUCGCUCCCUCUACCCCUACGCUCGAAUGUUUUCUACCAUAAACAUGCUGGAUGCCCUAAAGUUCAGAGGAGAAGAAGAAGCAUCCUCUGGAGAAGUGGUGGUUAACCAGCAGGUGCUUCCCAACAUCGCCAAAGCUCUGAAGAGAUACCAGGAAGUGAAGGAAAGCAAACUCAUUCUGCCAAUCGAGUUCAGCACUCUGUCAGAGUAUCUGCAUCUACUCAAAGCAGCAGCACAGGCACUCAGCACUAUAGGAUCAAUGGCCAUGUUUUACUUGGCUGCAGCUGUGUCCGAUUUCUACAUCCCAGCAUCUGAGAUGCCUGAACACAAAAUCCAGUCUUCUAAUGGACCUCUUCAACUCAGCUUGAACAUGGUACCCAAAAUACUGUCCCCGCUGGUGAAGGACUGGGCCCCUCAGGCUUUUGUCAUUUCUUUUAAGCUGGAGACAGAUGCAUCCAUCCUGUUGGACAAGGCUCGCCGGGCUCUUGACACCUACAGGCAUCAGGCGGUAGUGGCCAAUGUGCUGGACUCUAGACGGGGCUAUGUGGUGGUGGUGACCCCCGAGACUCAGGCUGAGCUGAUCCUCUCAGAGGAGGAUGCCAAGAAUGAGGUGGAGAUAGAGGAGAGGAUAGUGAGCAACCUGACCUCAGCGCACGACAAGUUUAUAACUCAACUAGGGGGCUGACAGAAAUCAUCCAUACUGCACGCCCGAGUCAUGAUGCAGCUAUAAGUUGUUGUGCGCUGACCCGUUUGUUGAGCUCUGCUUGAAUACAUCAUACUUAUAAAGCUGUAUGGUGGCAUAACCUUAGUAAUAACCAUAAACACAUCAUGACCUUCUAAUAUACUGUAAGAAAAUGGUCAUCCAAGCUUUGAAUGCUGUUUCUGUACAAAAGACAAGUUAUUGAAACUUUAUUAAACGUUUAUUGACAAGAACAAAGUCAUGUUAUUGUCUUUUCUACAACAAGGACUGACGGUUGAAUAAUUCGGUGACAUGCUUUACUACAAAUCUAUAAUAAAAAUCUACAAGUUCAA